GGCCAAGUUGACUUGAAAGAACCCUAGGAGUGGGACCAGGCCAGAAGCAAAGCAAGUCCCAAACUGAGUGUAUCUGCUCAAAGAUACUUAUUCUUUUUAAAAGACAUUGUGUUUCUGGAGCCAGGCCUGGAUCUUUUAGCAUCCAGUUGAGCUGGAAGCAGCUCAUAGGUUUGUUUUGGUUUUGUUUUUUUUUUUAAUUCAUGUUUGUACAAUCUUCUGGAAAUUUUUUUUCAAGAAGGAGUAAAAGGGAGUGUUGGAAACUCACAAACAGGAUUAAACCCCCGAGCGCUUAAGGAAAACAGGUUAAGGAAGUUAAUCCAGGAUGGAUAUGCAGGAGCCACAGCAGCUGGGUAUGUUUGCAGAGAGCGAGCUGAUGUCUGUGGGGAUGGACACUUUUAUCCAUCGCAUUGACUCCACAGAGGUCAUCUACCAGCCACGGCGGAAAAGGGCCAAGCUCAUUGGCAAAUACCUGAUGGGAGACUUACUUGGAGAAGGGUCUUAUGGCAAAGUCAAGGAGAUGUUGGACUCUGAAACCCUCUGCAGGAGAGCUGUGAAAAUACUGAAGAAGAAGAAGCUACGCAGAAUUCCCAAUGGGGAGGCAAAUGUGAAAAAGGAAAUUCAACUCCUGCGACGAUUGCGGCACAAAAAUGUUAUCCAGUUGGUAGAUGUGUUAUACAAUGAAGAGAAGCAGAAAAUGUAUAUGGUGAUGGAGUACUGUGUGUGUGGGAUGCAGGAAAUGCUGGACAGUGUCCCGGAAAAGAGGUUUCCAGUUUUUCAGGCUCAUGGGUACUUUUGUCAGCUUAUAGACGGCCUAGAAUACUUGCACAGCCAAGGGAUUGUCCACAAGGAUAUAAAACCAGGGAACCUCCUGCUAACAACCAAUGGGACGCUAAAAAUAUCUGAUUUAGGCGUAGCAGAGGCAUUGCAUCCGUUUGCAGAGGAUGACACGUGCAGAACGAGCCAAGGGUCGCCAGCAUUCCAGCCACCAGAAAUUGCCAAUGGCCUUGACACCUUUUCAGGCUUUAAAGUAGACAUCUGGUCCGCAGGGGUCACACUAUACAACAUCACAACGGGUCUAUACCCUUUUGAAGGGGAUAAUAUCUAUAAAUUAUUUGAAAACAUCGGGAAAGGUGACUACACAAUUCCAGAGGAUUGUGGUCCUCCACUCUCGGACUUACUGAGAG
Messenger RNA from Balearica regulorum gibbericeps (East African grey crowned-crane), 1184 nucleotides. The record is from RefSeq and is a predicted model, not a curated record. Lineage: Eukaryota; Metazoa; Chordata; Aves; Gruiformes; Gruidae.